This is a messenger RNA of Rhizophagus irregularis DAOM 181602=DAOM 197198, 773 nucleotides long. Lineage: Eukaryota; Fungi; Glomeromycota; Glomeromycetes; Glomerales; Glomeraceae. The record is from RefSeq and is a predicted model, not a curated record.
AGAAACAAUUUACAAGUGGAGAAGAAUGAAUUACUUGAAGAACGUGAAAAAAUAAUCACUAGUGAAAUUGGAAAUGAAUUAGGAGGAGAUGCCCAAGCAUUAGAUGAUAUGAUUGAGAUGAUCACCUCAGAAAUUGCUUACAUUAAUUCUAAGAUUCAUUAUUUGCAUAUUAGUAUUGCCGCGGAACAAGAAGAAAAUUGUAAACAAGAAGAAUCGAAUCACGAUUGUGAAAAUAACAAAGAAACUGGAGAUAAACCACGAAAGAAUAGUAUCAAGACUGGUGAAGCUGAACGUAAACUUUCCUUCAUCUUACCAGAAAAUGCCACACCUGAAGCUUCAUAUAAUUUUGCGUUUCGCAUACUACGAAAUUUGGAUGAAUUCGAAUCUUAUACAUUAUUGGAAUCUCUCUUUAAGGACAUUAUUGAACUUCGAACUGGAGAUUGGUCUCGUCAAAUGAUUCUAGAACAACGGGAAAAGACAAUUAUGGAUUUAAGAAAAUCAUUAUUGGUCAUGCGAAGAGCUACGGGUUUUACAACAAGUGAAUAUGAGAAAAAAAACAUAGAACUCGAAGAAACUUUACGUCUUGAAAAGAGAUCAGAAACACCGACAGAAGAUGUUGGUUUUGACUCAACAAAGAACAAAUAUAAUGUUGAAAGACGGGAUAGUGCCGCCAGUGCCGCCAGUGUCAUCAGUGUCACCAAAAAUUAUGAAGAAACAGCAGCAUUAGAAGGAAGGCGAGAAGAAUACCGCCUGAACUAAAAGUACAAGCAUAA